Perca fluviatilis (European perch) is the source of this 7999-nucleotide messenger RNA. Its product is annotated as cadherin-related family member 1-like. Gene Ontology annotation, molecular function: calcium ion binding. Gene Ontology annotation, biological process: homophilic cell-cell adhesion. The transcript is spliced from 18 exons. The record is from RefSeq and is a predicted model, not a curated record. Gene Ontology annotation, cellular component: plasma membrane. NCBI's taxonomy places the organism in Eukaryota, Metazoa, Chordata, Actinopteri, Perciformes, Percidae. The coding region runs from base 4293 to 6872 and encodes 859 amino acids.
UUAUAGGCCUUUUUCACAGAACACAGUAGUUAUGUCACGGUAGGAAAAACCCUAUUAUUAAAUACUAAAAUUAAUUUUGGCUGAAUUCUAUUUAGCUGCUUUGGUUUCAGGGUCCUGGUAUUAUGUAAGCUGGCUCACUUACUACUUGCUGGUACACUUGAAUAGAGCCACUAUUAAUGUUUCUAGUAACUCCUGUUAUUUUGCUACUAUGGCCAGUCACCAAGAACAUCUGUCAUUGAAAUAUAUAAUGUAAAAAAAGAAGUUUUUUAUAUGAUUUUUCGGUAACACUUGAGGAUAUCGACAUAAUCAUGCUAUGACACUGUCAUAACUAUGACAUGACACUGUUAAACCUUAUAAACAAGUCAUAAACGUUUAUGACUUCAGUCGUUAAGUGUCAUUCAGUUUUUGUCGUGACAAGUUGGCAUUGUUUGGGUUUUCUUGAUUAUGACAACUUGACAUUAAUCAAAGUGACAUUACCAGAAGUUGUCUUGGUCAUGACAAGUUGACGUUACAUUUGUUUGGCAUGUCUUUGUAAUAACAACUUGACAUUAACCAGGGAGACAUUACCAGAAGAUGUAUUUGUCAUGAAUAACUUGACAUUACAUUUCUUUGGAGUGUCCUUAUUAAGACAACUUGACAUUAAACAGGAUGACGUUAUUUGCAUAUUUGGGCUCUAUAAUAACAAUAUAAUUCAUAUACCUAAUCAAUUAUAUUAUGACCCUGUGUCUAAUAAGUUAUAAUUAUUUUACAGAGAAGUUUUGGUUCUUAAAAUGUCUUCCUAAAUCAAUUAUUGAACCCUUCCUUUUUAUAGUCAAUUAUUUUCUUGGAAAACCACAUAAUCAACAUUUCCAAUUAAAUACUACCAAAUAUUCAUAAAUGUGCUUUGAUCCUGGUUGAACACAUCUAUUUGCAUGCUGGCAUUUGUAGUAUGAUCAUGUUGAAAAGAAUGGACUAUUCCAACAAUAGUAUCAUCCACUCAAGUUGUUGAAAAGAUUCUAACGGUAACAGUUAUGUUUUAGGUGCCUUUUAUAAGAAAUGCAUUGGCUAGACCUUGCAAUAACAUUACAAAUAAGUAUAUCGACUUGCAAUACCACCGUCACUCGAAUGAGCGGUGUAUUAAAUCUGCAAGCAAAUGUUAGUGUACAGUUUUGUCCUCAACCCUUCACCGCUCUGCUACUACAUACAUACACAUCCACACUUAUAGCAGCUCUGACAAGACUAUAAGAGACCGGCGGGGGUCCACCUUGUAUUUUCCUAUAAACAGUCAGUGUGUAGCAGCAGAUGACAAAGGCUUAGUGUAGUAAUCCUCUUGUCCACCAUCUGGCUGCUCCUCUAAAAUUAAACCUUCAAACCAGGGCACUUGCAACAGAUGCUAACAUCUGUAAAUAUGCAGGUGAUGCAUUAAAGCAUGUACAUUUGGAGCACACAGCUGCCAGGGGGUGUUUCAAUCUCAGAUCAUGUUCAUGUUAAGGACACGUAUGACUCAUAUAUACUUUGUAUCGGUAAAAAAAAAACACUGCAGAUGGGAGGGAUAAAGAGGGCAAUAAUGGAUGAGAUUGGGGAAAGCUUCAGCAUGUGGAGAUCUGGCAUUACUGGGGAUAAACGUUGCUCUCUGGCGGUCAUUUUCAGAUUGAUGACUAAUAUUUGGUUAGGGACCAAGGUUUUUAUUGAAUAAUGUAGCCAUGACAUGGUGUUUGUGAGAGAGAAAGAGAAAGAGAGAACAAGUUAAGUAGACAUUGAAUAAUGGCUAUGGGUAUAGUUAUAGUAGCUUAACCACUUUCACCCACAAUACCUUAAGAACUCUCUCAGGCACUUUGUUGUGCAUUAUAGAACAAUGUGUACAAUAUUUCAAUUCAAAGAGGCUUUAAUAAGUUUCAAUAACAAUGUUGCCAAAGCAUCGUCAUUUCAGUUAAUUUCUUAAAUAGACGAGUUAUCUCAACAACUGUUAGAUGGAUUGCCUUGAAAUUUUGAACAGACAUUCAUGGUGAAAGUUUUCACUUAUCCCGUGAAUUAUCUUGUCUACUAGAUGGAAUGGCACAACAUUUUGUACAUUUGGGAUCCCCAGAGGAUAAAUCCUACAGACUUUAGUGAUCCCUCUCUAGCACUACCAUGAGAUCAAAAUUUGUAAAUUUUGGUGAAAUGUUUCAACAAUCAUUAGAUGAUUUAAAAUCCGCUGAAGUUGCUUAAGAAAGUUAUUCAUCUCCAUCGUACUGUUUCUUCUCAUUAACCGCCACAUAUCAGACCCACAGUUUACACACACUAAACUAUGCGUGAAGUGAACGCGGUAAACAUUAUACCUGCAAAACUUCUGUGUUAGCCUGCUAAAGUUAGCAUUUAGCUCAAAGCCCCACUGUGCCAAAGUACAGCCUCAAAGAGCUGCAAGCAUGACUCUUAGUCUUGUUCUGCUAUGUACUUUUUUCUCAAUAUAUUUAGCAACUGCACAUAAUAUAUGCAAUGCUACUUUAAACUUACUAAAUAUAUUACUUUAAAAAUAAACUACUCAACUACAGUAGGAAAUUGUGCUUUUCAUUCCACUACAUUUAUCUGACUACUGCUACAUUUACUUUGCAGAUUCAGAUUAUCUGUGGAAAAAUCAGAUCAUAAAAUCAGACUCAUUAUUCUAGAUUAAAGCACCUAACAAUAUAAAAGUUGUUAAAAGGAGCCCCACCUUGACUAACUACAACAUUAAAAUGUUGCUUACGUGUUCAUGAAUCAUUAUCGUUAUAAUAUUCCAAUUAUUUAACACUCCAUUUAAAAGCUGCUUAAUGUGUACUUGUACUAUUAAUACAUGAGUACAUGUUGCUGAUUAUACGUCCCAUUUUUUUAAUUACAGUAAGUGUAAUCCUGCAUUCAAAUGUUUUGAAUGCAGGAUGUCUACUUGAAGUAUUUUAAAUUCUGCAUAGUUCUUCCACAUAUGUUUUUUUCUGCCUUAAAUCCUUAAGAUUCUGUAACAUUAAUUAUUGUGUCUGCACUUUCAAAGUGCGUUAUAAACCCUGGGCAUUUCAUGGAUUCUGUGUUUAUUUUAGUUAACAGAGCAGAUUUGUCAUUGGCUGCCAACGAGUAAGAUGCAUGAGUGUGUUAUUGAACGUCAGACACUAUUUUUAUACCUGUGAAAAUAGGAAGUGCACAAGUCUGCACCUCUAAGUGACUAAGUCAAUACAGUUAACACACCAUUCUGAAACAGCAGGCAAACGUGCACUCGCAUGACAUCUGCUUAUAAGCGGAUCUUAUUUGUUUUCAAAAGGUGCAAGACUCUCUCAGUGCCAAAGUAUUAAGUUUUGGGCUCUUGGCCGCUAUCAGAUACGCAGAUAGAUCAAAAUGUACGUCAUGUUCAGUUUUCCACUUGGCCUUUUUUUUUUUUUAUCAGAUCAGCUGUUUUUUCCAGGGGCUGUAUCUCUGUAAAUCUGAGAGCAGCGUUUUCGUUUUUAUCUGAUUAAGCUGCAAGUGAUUCACACCAGGAGGCGUUCUUACAAUUUUAGAAAGUGCUUAAUGGCAAACAUCUCCUGUAACGUGACAUACCUUUGUUAAGCUGAACUAAAAAUGUAAAGUAGGCCUGCAGCUCGAAAAUGUAAAAUCAAACAAUGCUGACUAAAAGCCUUGUUUGGCAUAGUGAUUGAGAGGGCACUGGGCUUCACAGGGAAAGUGGAAUGCAAAGGCCAAAGAAAGUGCAUCCCAAGUGCAUCUGAGGCUUGUGUUGGACAGCGAGCUGCCAAGGAGAGCAGCCCCAGGGAAGCUUAGGCCAGUGGAACUCGCUACAUGUGACUAAUGAGUUUGUUAAAACCCUUUAAAACAGCAGCGAGAGGAGCCAAAUGUGCCAUGUUUCCAUACUAAUUAACAAAGAGAAACAAAUGACAUCAAGGAUGUUUGUUUGAGGUUCCCAAUGUGUAUGCUUUAUAUAAAUAAAUACUUAAUUGCAUCAGAAUGCAGCAGAAAGAAUGUAUUUGUUGUAUGUCAUCAGUCUUUGAUUUAACAGUAUAUGGAUGCAAUGCCUCAUCUGUAUACAUUUUUGCAUGUGUGCAGAGGUGUGACAAUCACACCAUAUUGUGUGAAACCUGAACUCUCUUCACUCCAUGAGUAGUUUUUCAGGAGAAAUCGGAGAGAGAGCAGUGUGGUGGAAGAUGUCUGCGUAGAAGGGAUGCGUCAUUGGAUUAGUGCCUGAGAAUCAGUCCCAGCCUCUUCAUCCUGAGCUGCUGAGACUCCUCCAGAAGGACACGACACUCUCUGCUCGUUUGCCCCGUUUUCCCUCACCAAGCCUUCCACAUGAGCCAGCCAAGCUGUGCCUCCCCACCAGGAUGAAGAAAGAAAAGAAAACGCAUGCUUUACUAUUUCUCCUCCUGCUUCACUUCACCUUGGCAAGGCAAUCCGACUAUGCUCCGUAUUUUUAUGAUAAUGGACCCAGCCGUACAAAUGGGAAUAUGGCCUUGUUCAGCAUCUCUGAGGAUACACCAGUUGGGACACAGAUAUACAUUCUGAAUGGUACCGAUCCAGAGGGAGAUCCGGUACGAUAUGGUCUGACUUUUGAAAUGGGCUCCAAAGAAUAUUUUAGGGUGGACUCCAAAUCAGGAAACGUGACUUUGAUUCAGGAGCUCGACAGAGAGAAACAACAUGAAAUCUCAGCACUCGUGAGCAUAACAGAUGGUCGCAAUAAAGUUGUUGAGACGGUUAGAGUGUUUGUCACUGAUGUCAAUGAUGAACCUCCUGAAUUUCAAAACCUGCCUUUCAUCAUUGACAUCCCAGAGGAUACUGCUCCAGGAAGUAGCAUCUAUAAGGUCCAGGCAGUGGAUAGAGAUAUGGGAUCAGGAGGCAGCAUUGCAUAUUAUGUACAGACUUCACCGUUUGCCAAGUUUACCAUCGAUGGGAACAGCGGAAUCCUAAGAGUCAAACCUGGUGAGACUUUGGACUACGAGACCACGCCCACACACUUUGUGACGGUGGUUGCAAAGGACGGAGGUGGAAAGUACAAGGGGAAGCACCAGGUUUUGACCUCCACAGCCACCAUGACUAUCAAUGUACUUGACGCCCAAGACAUGCCUCCGUCCUUCAUAGGAACCCCUUACUUUGGCUAUGUCUACGAAGUCUCAGUUCCUGGUUCUGAAAUAUUCACUGUGUAUGCUAAAGACGGAGAUCAAGGCAAUCCUAACCCAAUACAUUAUUCCAUUAUGAAUGGCAGCGAUGGUGUCUUUGACAUAAAUAGCACGAGUGGAUGCAUCACCCUGACAACUUCUCCAACUUUGCUGAAAAAUGAAUUAUAUGAAAUUAUAGUCAAGGCGUUUGAGGUAGGACCAAACAGUCAGCUGCAGGACUACGACGUUACCACGGUGACAGUCCGGGUGGUGGAUCUCAACAACCAUCCUCCGACCUUUUACGGAGAGAACGGACCACAGAGCAAGUUUGAGGUCACCAUGUACGAGCAUCCUCCUCCAGGGGAGAUCCUGCGAGGCUUUAAGAUCACCGUCAAUGACUCCGAUCAGGGAGCAAACGCUAAAUUUAAACUGAGACUAGUGGGGCCAAGUCGAGUGCUGCGAGUGGUUCCCCAGACAGUCCUCAAUGAAGCGCAGGUGACCAUUAUUGUGGAAGACACAUCUGGCAUCGACUAUGAAAAGGGACCAACCCUUUAUUUUAAGCUGCUGGCGGUGGAGAUCGACACUCCAGAGAGGUUCAGUGCAACAGCUGACAUAGUGAUCAACUUGCUGGACACCAACGACAACAUCCCAAAAUUCACAUCCGAGUAUUAUAUCGCCAGGAUCCCUGAGAACUCUUUGGGAGGCUCCAGCGUUGUGUCUGUAACAGCAAAUGAUCCAGAUUCAGGGCCCUGGGGUGAAGUCAAAUACACGAUUUAUGGAUCAGGAUCAGAUUUGUUUGCCAUCCAACUGUCAUCAGGCCUCAUCUCCACGCAGCCCUGGACCAGCCUGGACGCAGAGGUCAGGUCUAAAUACAACUUCUACGUCAAGGCUGAAGAUUCGGAGGGAAAGUACAGCUUGUCUGAAGUCUUUGUCACCGUACUGGACAUGAACGACCACUCUCCAGCAUUUGAUGAAAAACUCCUGGAAAAGACUAUGAUAAUUGGUAUACCUGUCAGAGUAGAGGCGGUGGAUGAAGAUGCAGAGUCUCCAAACAACGUCAUUGAGUACUCCAUAAUGACGGCUGAUCCUGACAACGCGUUUGAUAUCAACGCAGAUACUGGAGAUAUCAAGCUGAAGCCAUACAUCAAGUCCAUGGAGAUUGUGCAGAACAUCACCAAGCAGAAGCACUGCAAGUGGUCUCUGGUGGUCCAAGCCAGGGACAGAGGCUCUCCAUCCUUCAGCACAACAGCCGUUGUCAACAUCGAUAUCACAGAGGCGACUCCUCUCAAGGGGCCUAUGGCGGCCUUUUUAUUGAAAAGUAGGGACAGUCCAAUGAAAGCUCUAGGGAUGGUCACUGUUAUCAUUAGCUUAUUGGUAGGGGUGACUGUCUUGAUCUCUACGGCUAUGUACAUGCGUAACUCAAAGUCGAACAGGAUCAUGCCAGCACGUCGCAUCAUUAAGAGGCGACCAAGGGACCAGCAGCCCUGGAACGUCAAGAUGCCUGUUGUCAGAUUCAUCAACCCUGCAGAUAAGUUCCGUGUUCUCAACCAAGAGGGCAGCCACCAGCGGGGCACCAGCAGCCCGCGGACGAAGCCUCCUCUCCCCAGCGCUCCUCCGCCCCCAUCUAACACACGAUAUAAUGAGAGGCCCCGGGCAGUCCCAACAAUAUCUGGUGUGCUGGCCUCCAAAGGAUCAAAGAAAGCUAAAUCUAAUCGCCGCAAAGAGGGAAAUGUCAGCUCUGCUUUGGUGUCUGAGCUUAAAAUGAAGCUUGAGCAGAAAAUCAUUGAGAGCAACCAAGGCUAUUAUUAACUCUGUCAUAUAAAUGUCUUGUUUAAGGUUCUUUGACGAGUCUACUGCUCUUAGCUUAUCUACCGUCCGAGAGUUCUCACCUUCAUGUGAUGAUCUGGUAGUGUGGGCCUACCUGUAGAUUAUUCACUAGUAAAUGGUAACAGAGCUGUUACUGGAAGGUUAACAGAUAUUUAUAUCUUAAAAUGAGAUAUUAAACAAGUGGGCAUCCUCAGUUGACCUGGCUUAGGUGAAGAGAGGAGACCGGUCGAGUCGUUCUCUGGUGCAGGGGGAGAUAAUUCACCACACUGCCAUCUUGAGGAAUAUUAUGUCAUUUUAGGAAGUAUCACUGUAAAUUGCCCAAGGAGAGGAUUACUAAGAUUUGCUGUGUAUACAUAAGUUGCAGAACUUCCUGAAAAGUGUAUUUAAUGGUUUAAACACAUCUAGAAUUUCAUCCAAUAAAUCAUAUUAAAAAAACAUUUCUUCUUGCUCACUGGAGCAUGCAGCUGAAUAACACGGUCAUGAAGAACGACACUGCUUCUUAUACAGUGCUGAAGGACCUGUGUGUUAUUUUUUGUACUGUUACAUCAGCAGCUUAAAAGCUACGAGGUUGCUCUUUUGUAUGAUUACAAUGUGCCACUGUAGGGUUUCACAGUUAGACAAGCUAAUAGAGGUGCUUCAUUUGAGUGUGUAUUUCUAGAAACAAAUGUUUUUAUAUACAUAACAUGGGUCCAUUUUAAAUGUAUAUAUAUGCAUAUAUUACAAGAUAUGACCAUUUCCCAGUUGUAUCUUGCAGCAGUAAAUAAUAUACGGUACAAAAUAAACUAACUCCAGUUAAUAUUUCAAGCACAGAUCACUAUGUACUGUAUAUAACCAGGACAUUUCCUUUACAAAUAUAGUUAUUGAAAUAUAGAGUCUGUGUUGAAUAUUUAGGUUCAACUCUCAGUUACUUUCCAUGUCACUCUUCAAUGCUUUCAAAUGUAGACAAACAGAAUUAUUUUAAUUGCUGUUAUCCAUAUCUUGUGUCUGACUAUAUCUUAACUUAUAACUAUCUAAAUCUCCACUAUAAAUUACAAUUGCCUGGUCCUUGGAAGUAACAUAUUUGUACCGUCUUUGUACUGUCUUGAUUUUGAAUAAAUAUUUGAAAAUGA